AUGACAAAAUUAUUUUGGUUUCUACGCCGCGAUCAGCCAUUGGAGCUGUACUUUUACGCAGUGCCCCAACUCUGUCUGAGAACAAUGGGAUACUGGCCGAGUCCCAAGACACCAAUGAAGAGGCCAUGGAGGGCGUACAUAAACUUUAUGGUGUUGGGUAUUGGCGUUAUGACCGAGCUACAUGCUGGCGCCAUGUUUGCGCGCUCCAAUCAACUCUCAUUGGCCAUAGAGACCUUUUGUCCGGCCUACACAUCGUUUGUGACGCUGCUGAAAAUGUUUCUUAUGCUGAACUAUCGACAUGAUCUUCACUAUGUGGUCGAUCAGCAGCGAGAACUGCUUUUCGGCCAUGAGAUUGCUGCUGAAACACAUGAGAUUAUACGAAAGAAUUCUUUGAUGGCGACUCGCUUCAAUUUCUGGCCAUUUUCCGCUGGCUUCAGCACCAGCAGCAUGUACAAUCUGAAGCCGUUGCUCUUGGCCUUGGUGCUCCAUCUGCAGCGACGCAACGAUGAGAUUGUCUGGGGCUUACCCUUCAAUCACACGUGAGUUGAGUGACUGUUGAAUGCAUGACACUAUAUAAUCCCUCUUUGUUGCAGCAUGCCCAGCUUUUUGCUCAGCUGGCCUUAUUUGCCGGCCAUGUUCAUCUUCUCGGCGUACACGGGCUACAUAACCAUCUUCAUGUUUGGCGGCUGUGAUGCCUUCUACUUUGAGUUCUGUGUGCAUAUUGGCACACUCUUCAAAUCCUUGCAGGUGGACACACGUGCUCUGUUCCAGCCCUACGAGGAUCUCUUGCAAAUAGAUGGAGUGCACGCUGCACGCUUUGAGGCUGCUUUGGUGGAACUGAUCAAGCGACAGAAUCGCAUCAUCGAUUUGACUCACUUCUUUGGCGAACGCUACUGGAUCAUCACGCUGCUGCACUUUGUCUCCGCCAGCAUGGUGAUUGCGGUCAGCAUCUUCAAUCUGAUGACCGUCGGUGGCAAUGGUUUCGGCACUCUGCUCUACGUGAGCUACACGAUUGCAGCGCUCAGCCAACUACUCAUCUAUUGCUAUGGCGGAACGCUGGUGGCCGAGAGCAGCAUGGAACUGGCUGUGGUUAUGGGCAGCUGUCCCUGGCAUCGAUGUCUGCCCCGACAUCGUCGUUAUGUGCACAUGUUUAUACUGCGAUCGCAACGUGCGCUCUCAAUGUCCGUGCCCUUCUUUUCGCCCUCUUUGGUCACCUUUGGCGCAAUACUACAGACAUCUGGUUCUAUUAUUGCGCUGGCCAAGUCCUUUCAAUGAAUAUCUUCAUUUCAAUUAUUGUCAAAUAAAUAAAGAGACUAAAGUAAAUUAAGUAGUCUAUAC
Molecule: messenger RNA, 1338 nt
Organism: Drosophila albomicans
Lineage: Eukaryota; Metazoa; Arthropoda; Insecta; Diptera; Drosophilidae
Gene: Or10a
Product: odorant receptor 10a
Exons: 4
Biological process (GO): detection of chemical stimulus involved in sensory perception of smell; sensory perception of smell
Cellular component (GO): plasma membrane
Molecular function (GO): olfactory receptor activity; odorant binding
Source: RefSeq, a predicted model, not a curated record